UGUUGGGUGCGCUUGCGGUGUGUGUUUGGGUUUCAACUCUAUUUAAAAAAAAAAUCUCUCAGUCGAGCAAAAUCGCGACAGAUUUCCCAACUCGUCAGCUGAGGCUUUGAUUUUUGGUUCCCCUCUUUCUGUGCUGUGGGGACAAGGGGGCCGGCUGGAUAGACCGAGGAAUGAUUAUCCAGUUCAGGAGAAAACAUUAACAAUCUGUCUGAUCAACAGAGCAACAUGGACAGUGGACUGGUGCAGACACACACACAUUCCCCCAAGUCUCAAGAUGUGAAAUCCAGUAUAGCUAAAUGCGAGGAGGCAACGACCACUUCAAAGAAGGAAACCGAACGUCGGACUGUCGCUACAAGACCAGACGUCAUACCAAAGUCACCCGCAACACCCAGUCCCCAAAAUAAAAAAGAUGCAGUGAAGCUAGAGGACAGGCAGAAACUGGCGAAGGAAAGGAGAGAAGAAAAGGCUAAGAAUCUUGAGCAGCUUGGCCAGUUUCAAGCUGCUAAGAAGUCGGAGUGGCUGGAGAAGGAGGAGCGAGCAAGGCAUUUACGGGACCAGCAGUUACAGGAGCGCAGGAGAAAGCUGGAGGAUCAGAGGCUGAAAGCUGAAAAACGCAGAGCUGCUCUGGAGGAGAGACAGAAACAGAAGCUGAAGAAGAACAAGGAGCGCUAUGAAGCUGCCAUCCAGAGGUCUACUAAGAAGACUUGGGCUGAGAUUCGCCAGCAGAGAUGGUCAUGGGCUGGAGGUCUGAGUGCCAGCUCCAGCCAGAGUCAGAGCCGAUGCUCAGUUUCUGCAGUCAACCUUCCCAAACACGUGGACUCUGUUCUAAACAAGCGUCUCUCCAAAUCCUCCGCCACCCUCUGGAACUCUCCCAGUAGAACCCGUAGACUGGAGUUAAGUGCUUGGGAGAGCAGCAUUGUGGACCGGCUCAUGACGCCCACCCUGUCCUUCUUGGCACGAAGUCGUAGUGCUGUCAGCGUGCAUAGCAGUGGCAAAGAUCCUCAGUCCCAUCUGUGCCCUCGGUCUGCCUCGGCGAGUCCACUCGCAUUGUGCGCUCACCGGCCGCAUCGAUGCUCUGAUCGCUGGAGGGUCACCACCAGCACCCCCGACAUCACCCAGCGCUCACGCAGACGCGACUCCACACCUAUUGAUAAGAAUAAGAAAGAGAAGAAGGACAAAGAGCGUGAGAACAAAAAGGAGAAGAGCGCCAUCACUAAAGAGAAGGUGCUGAAGAAGAGACAGUCAUUACCAUCAAUGCCAGCCAGAUGUGAGCCUAGUCCCGGUACACUAAUGAAACAGAGGGCUUCCUCACCCAGACCCCCAUCAGCCCUUGUCAGCUCCAACACCCCAAAAUCUCGACCCAAGAGAGCACAAACACCGGUUCGUGUGGAGCCACACACCAAAACACCCAGUGUUGUAGAACAAGCUCGAAAACACCACACCACGUCUCCCAUCCCUUCAGUUGCUCAGCUGUCUACCCCAAACACACCUCCUCGUACCAGUACACCAACCACACCCAUCUGUCCUGCUUCUGUUCCUGAACAGUCCGUGCCUAGUUCCAGCAUUCCACUAGUUUCUCCAGCUCCCUCCCCUGCCAAACCCAUGGCUGGAACAACUGAUCCAGAGGAAGCCGGCCGCAUCCUGGCUGAGAAGAGACGGCAGGCCCGAGAACAGAGGGAGAGGGAGGAGCAGGAACGGAGGGAGCAGGAGGAGAGAGAGAGGGUGGAGAGGAUGGCGCAGGAGGCAGAGGAGAGGAGGCGCAAGGAGGAGGAGGCACAGCUUAUGGCAGAGCAGCAGAAGCUGAGAGAGGAAGCUGAGCAUCUGCAGCAGGAGAAAGAGGCCCAGGAGAAAGCCAGAGCUGAGCAAGAAGAGAAUGAGCGUCUUCUGAGACAGAAAGAGGAGGCCGAAGCCAAGGCCCGAGAUGAGGCAGAGAGGCAGCGUCUGGAGAGAGAGAAACACUUCCAGAAGGAGGAGCAAGAGAGGCUGCAGAGGAAGAAGCGCCUGGAGGAAAUCAUGAAAAGGACACGCAAAACAGACACCCCCGAAAAGAAGGACAUGAAGUCUUCUCCUCCUCCCCAAGUUAAUGGUGGAAGUUCUAAACCUGAAUCAGAGAGCAAUAAAGCAUCUGAUGACUACCAUCCAAGCACAGAGCUGAAACAAGAUAGCCAGUCCCAAACUGGAAGGAAAGAGAGUUCUUCAGUCCAUGUGAUCAAUGGUAUCCAAACUCCUAAGCAUGAGAAUGGACUAUCAGGUGGUGAAGCAUCCUGUUUUGAAGAGAUCAUUCAGCUGACCAAUCACGGUGGUGCUAACGGAAAUGGGCGGGAGAAAUCAGAGUCUGACAUCCCUAAUGAGCCAAUCCCAGCCUUUGAUGGUGGGAACGCUUUACUGAAAAAAGCAGGCCCCAUGAAGCCUCAGCAUGUUGCAGAGGUGUUGUGAGCAUCAGGGCUUUUAAGCAGAGGUGAUGUCAGACAUCUGCCUGACUCCCAGCUCUCUGCCGGAGGGGUAUUGUGUGAUGAAGCACAGCCUGACCAGACCCGUGCCAACCCAAUAACUGACUGCUGUUUAGACUGUUUAGCUUGUCAAGAGCAUCAUCACGGUUUGAACCUGCCCUGUGCAAAUGGGUGUGAUUACAAAAAGCCACUUUGCUGUCAAGCUUAAUUAAACAAACCCUCACACCCUCCAAGGUGCUUUAUUUCACUAUUUGUCAAAAGCCCACUCCGCAGACUGACCUAAUACCUUAGGGAAGACGGUUCCAUGUGUCUCGGUGAUCACCAGAGCAAGCAUAAACAUAAAAAAAAAACAACAACAUGGUUUAUGGCUGUAUUUCUUAUCAUGAGUUCUAAAGAAAAGUGCUUCAGCUAGUUUGUUUUUAAUGUUUAGUUAUUUAAUGUGAUGAGAAUUGUAACUACUGGGUACAGCUACAUGUGAAUAGUGUAAAUUGGAAAACAGGUGAGAAAGCUUUGUGAAAUUAAACUGAAUGAAAAGGA
Molecule: messenger RNA, 2987 nt
Organism: Tachysurus fulvidraco (yellow catfish)
Lineage: Eukaryota; Metazoa; Chordata; Actinopteri; Siluriformes; Bagridae
Gene: map7d1a
Product: MAP7 domain containing 1a
Exons: 19
Coding region: 226-2436 (736 amino acids)
Biological process (GO): microtubule cytoskeleton organization
Cellular component (GO): microtubule cytoskeleton
Source: RefSeq, a predicted model, not a curated record